CGUACCAAAAAAUAUUCAGAGCUAAUAAUCUGAACAACACAUAUUACGGAUGUCUUUAACGAGCAUUAAUAGUUUACUUUCAGGUUUGGGAAAACCCACAAAACGGGGUUUAAAAAAGUGCUUCAAAUGUGGGAAAUUGAACGGCACCAAAAGCUUAACAUGUAAGAAUGUUCAAUGCGGAGUUGUUUUGAGGGCAUCAGAGGAAAAGGAAAAAAUUUCUUUGGAUGCCGUAAAGUUGAAUACGGGCACAGUUAGACAAAUAUAUUCCGUACGGGUGAGAGAUAUCGGUUCAGACCAUAGAGGUUUUGUACAAUUACCGCUGAGGAAUACGUCCACAGAUGAGGAUAAUUUAUUGACCGACGUUGCUCUGUGUUUCGUAGAUUCGUGUCAAAGAUCAUUCGAUAACUCCAUAUUAAAAUGCCACGAAGAAGACGUCGAGUAUGAAGGUAACUCAUUAUGCCAGCACAUCAAAGCAGCACUAGAAAGUUGCGAGGCGGCAAAUCCCAUUCAUAUCAAACGGGAUGUGGUACAAAAAUUGCAAAUCUCAGAAGAUAUUCAAAUGAAAUUAUUUCUGUUAUCUGGGGAAAAAGUGGGUCCCUUGGUGCAGCGAGUAUCGAAAAAUGUGAUGGCCGUAAGAUGCCAGGUAACUCCUAAACAUCCACUUGGAUACUUGCAUUUUACGUUUACUAAUGCUAAAGGUAAAGAGACCUACGACAGAUAUUCCUGCAGCUGUGCAGAAUUCGUAUUUUCCAAUAGAGACAAAUCAAACACUUCAAGAUAUAAAUGUAUUCAUUACUAUGCUUGCAUUUGGGCCCUUGCGAGUAAUGAGGAAUAUUUAUCCGAGUUUGGCGGAUUUCUGAAUUAUGAAAUUCCAUUUACAAGCGCACCACAGUCACUUCAAAUUGACGACUUUAAAAACAGCACUAACGAAAAUAUGGAAUCAUCUGCCCAAAAAUUAGAUCAAAAAAGAAAGAGAGUAACAAAAAAAUUAUAUAAAGGUGUUGAUUCGAAAAAACGAAGAAAUUUAAUGCCGAAAAUAUUUCCUGUUCAAAUAAAAAUAUUAAAUGAUUCAAUGGAAGCUAGUCCUGAAAAUACAGAUGCUACUUGGGCGUUCACGGAAUGGUUGAGCUAUGUGACUGAAUGUAUAAAUAAAACGAUGAACUUUGGAAGUUGUGGACUGGUUAAUACACAAAUUUUUCACAUUCCCGAAAUAUUUUACAAAAGCUUCAAGGCAAAAUUUCCAUUGGUGUGUUUGGAAAAUCAAGGAAAUGGGAUGUCCAAUGAAGAAUAUUUUCAUAUAAUGAAUAUUCUGCACGUUAAAGAGAUUUUCGACACACCACAGGUAAAACUGUGUUUAUCUAAAAAGUUUGUACACAGCAAUUCAAAUGGUCUUGUGGAAGUGGAGAAGAAUGAAUCAUCCGCGGAUUACCCAUCAAGUUUUAUAUUAUUUCUGAACGUGGGCCAAUCUACAAUUGACGAAAUUGACAACACCAAUAAUUCGUUCUUUAUAGAAUGGCUUCCUAACAUCACAAGUGUUACCAAAGUGGGGCAGCUUAAACUACAAUAUAAAUAUGGAAGGAAAAAUAUUGUGAGCAUUUAACAUUGAUGUAAAUUAGGAACUUGUAAAUAAAAAGACAACUAAUGAAAAUUA
Molecule: messenger RNA, 1651 nt
Organism: Aethina tumida (small hive beetle)
Lineage: Eukaryota; Metazoa; Arthropoda; Insecta; Coleoptera; Nitidulidae
Exons: 5
Coding region: 50-1600 (516 amino acids)
Cellular component (GO): nucleus
Molecular function (GO): zinc ion binding
Source: RefSeq, a predicted model, not a curated record